CUGUUUGAGUUUGCUGAACGCAUAGUUGCUGAUGAAACUAAAACAGUUUGAGUUAUUAAUACAUUUAUAUACGGAAAUAUAUGGAGUCGGAUUAUUGUGAUUGUUAUCAUGUCUAUAAAUAUAUGUGUAUUGCAACAACAUUCAUUUGUCUUUUGUAGAUUUUUACUAAUAAAGUAUGGAAUCGAGUGCGCAAACUGAAUCCAGAACGCAGCGCAUUGCGUACUAGAAUAUAAGGUUUCAUCUAUACAAAAAUACUUAGAUCUGACAUCCGACAAUAGACCAACUGCUUUUAUUUUUUGUGAAUUGAUGCCAAAUUUGAAGUUUAACAAACUUAAAGAACUCUCACUGUUAAAUUACACAUACUAUUUAUGAGCCAGGACGGCUUUCUAGAACAAAUGUACUUUUGUCUGAAAAAUUUAUCGUGCAUAUAAUGCAUUUUCAUCAACAAAUGUAAACCUUAUAUUUGUACUUCAUGUAUUUGAUAGUGUGAACUAAAAUGCUGAUUUACAAGGGGAUAAAACGUGAAGUGGGCGAUAUUACGUAUCCAUAUAUCAUUAAACUCUGUGUAACUCUACAUUCACCAGUUACUGUGUAUCUGAAAACUACCGAGACCAGGUCACUAGAGAAGUUUUACCUGAGAAAGUAUUUUUAACGUCUUGUGUUUCCUACAGUGAUUUUUUUCUUUGCUUUAAAAAACUUAUCUUACAUUGCAUUAAUAUUAUCAGUGAUAUUGUAAUUUAAACUCACUAUAUCAUGGACAAAAGAAGCACACCAUACAAAGUCCAGCAGUGUUCAAAGUGUCCGAGGGACGAAGAAUACUAUUGCGAAUCCUGCCCAUGCAAUCUCAGUCUCAGGUGUAAAAGUGAACCAUAUAAAAACUUCCGAAACAACAGACCAUUAUAUUGUGCCGCACCGUAAAGACAAUGAACAGCAUCCUAACACAAGAGUUUUGUGUGAGACAUCCGAGGCAAGUUUAUAGAAAGUAUUGUAAACAUUGUCAGGUUCCUCUGUGUGAUUCUUGUUCCGAGGACAAUUCACACACAUUUAAAAGUUGUUUCUUUGGAAAAGGACAGCACACAAUUCUGGAUAUACAAGGAGCGUAUGAAACAAAGCGACAACAGAGCAAAUUAACAAUCAACACCAUCAAAAGUGAGGCUUUUUUUUCGGGAUAUGUUCUCAUGCCAGGAAUCAAAGCUGAUAUCAAAACAUGUCGUACAGAAAUAUCCCACUAUCAACCACAUAUGUUAAAAAAGUCCCAGAAAAUGAAGAAUAUAAUUGACUCUAUGCAAAUCGAUUUUAUGUACAAUGUGUUUUGUACCAGUGAUAUCAAACACAGAUGGUUAGAACAAAGGAGAAGGUUGGUCAGACUUAUUCUCCGUCUUCAGAGAUAUAUACACAUAUAUGAACAGUCAGAAAAAAGUCCGCACCAAUUCCUUUUAUACAUUAAGACAAUCCGCCUAUCCUGCAUCUCCCAGAUACCUCAACACAGCAGCCAGCUCUCCAUGACCGAGUCACUCAAUAAGAAGAAAGUGAUGGAGUUACUUAGUGAAAUCCAAAUCACAAAGAGAGAUCACCGAUGCAUCGAGAACGAUUUUCUUUUGAAACUAAUGCCCGUUCCUAAGAUACGUUACUCUCUUACACUAACAACUGUUGAUGGUUGUUAUCACAUUUCCUGUGUGACAUCACACCGGGUCUGGGUCAGUGAUGGAUAUAAUCUCAUCUUGACACACACAACAGGUUCAACUCUACAUCGUGUGAAGGAUUUAUGUAGUGAUUUAUAUAAUGGAUUUCACACAGUGAACAGUGAUAGUGAAUUGAUAUACAUAAAUAAGGAUUACAACAUUAACAAGCUCUCAAAAGAUAUGAAAACAACGACCACAUUUAUAAAAAGAAUAGAUUUCAGAUGGCGACCACAGUGUGUGUAUUGGUCCCCGUUCACUGAGGAUCUAUUGGUCGGGAUGUGUAAAGAGGAACCGUUGAUAGGCAAAGUAACCCGUUACAACCAGUUCAGAGAACUGACUCAAACAAUACCACACGACAACACAGGACAGGGACUGUAUAAUGAUCCUAUCUAUGUAACAGAAAACAACAACGGCGAUGUUGUGGUGUCUGACAGUAAUAAUGCUGUAGUGGUGACAGAGCGUGGGGGAAGACAUCGUUUCUCCUAUACAGGACAUCCAUCAAAUUCAGGAAUAUGGCCCUGUGGAAUCUGUACUGACACGCUGUCACACAUUCUGGUGUGUGAUGAUUUAAGCAACACCAUUCAAAUGAUAGACAAGGACGGUCAGUUCCUCUCACACAUAGUGACAGAUUCGAAAAAGAUGGAUGCACCACUCAGCCUGAGUUAUGAUGCUUACACUCACCGUCUCUGGGUUGGAUCUUGGGACAGCAAGCUGUGUGUCUAUAAGUAUAUGACCAGACAGGGUGCUCUGACAGAUGUUGUAGACAGAACCUCCUAAUAGGGAUACCUUGUCCAUCUCAAAUGAAGUCUGUGAAUGGAUCUAACUUGCAAAUUGACAUGUUGUAAAUGUUUGUGUUUAAAUUUAGCCUGUUUUUAAUAUCACACAUGUUGUUUGUAACUUUCCUGAACAUCUGUAGCUAAAAAUGAUCUGUGCAUAAUACAUGUAAUUCAUAUGGACUGCAAAACUUACUCCUAUUUACUUUACACUUUCUAACCAUCCAAACUUGCUAUAUGUUGCUCUGUGUAAACAAAAAUGCUAUUUACGCUGCUAAAUGCAUACAUUUAUAUAGAAUCCAUAUUUCUUAAUAACUGAAAACUGUGAAUGAUAUUUAUAUAUUUG
Messenger RNA from Magallana angulata, 2801 nucleotides. RefSeq lists its product as uncharacterized. Bases 924 to 2459 code for a protein of 511 amino acids. Gene Ontology annotation, molecular function: zinc ion binding. The transcript is spliced from 3 exons. The record is from RefSeq and is a predicted model, not a curated record. NCBI's taxonomy places the organism in Eukaryota, Metazoa, Mollusca, Bivalvia, Ostreida, Ostreidae.